ACGUAGAGUGGCGGGUCCGACUGCUGGGCUCACUGACGGGAGUCGGAGACGCGCAGCGGACACCUUACGAGGAAGGGAUUUCCUAUGGUGGCAACCCAGCGGUGGGCCAUGGGCAAUGGUUCAAUGAAAGUCACCCGACAGGAGGAGAGCUGUCUGGCCCAUGGUCUCAAGGAGCCCCCUGUAUGGGAGGCGGCAGAGGCCCUGAGGGCCCGUGUAGCCUUUCUGGAAGAGGAGUUGAGUUGCAGGGAGCAAGAGUUGCAGGCACGGGAUGAGCAGCUGCAGGCCCUACAGAAGGAGCUGGAAGCUCAGCUGUCCCAGAUCCACAAACUCCAGGAUGCCAUUGGCUACAACAACCUUGCCUGCUCACCAUCUCUUAAGCCUGGUUCCACCCGGCGCUUGCUGAGUGUUAUCGACCAGGGUCCUGCACGUUUCCAUCGGGUGGCCGUGGAAGUGCAUCGUCGGCUGCGGGCCAAGGAAGGCGUGUCAGCAGAGCCCACAUCCGGCGAGUAUUGGGACAUCCCCCAAAACCAGUCCACCUGCCUGGAGAGGGCCCAUAUUCGCAAGGACUCCAGCACCAAGCGGUUGAUCAACAAUGCCAUCAUGAACAAUGACUUCCUGAAGAAGCUGGAUCCGCAGCACAUACGUGACAUGGUGGAGUGCAUGUAUGAGAGGAGCUACGCUCAGGGUCACCUGGUCAUCACUGAGGGCGAGCCAGGCAACUACCUGUAUGUGCUGGCAGAUGGCCUGCUGGAAGUCCUACAGAACGGUAAGCUGCUGGGACAGAUGCGUCCUGGGACAGCAUUUGGGGAAUUGGCCAUACUCUACAACUGCAAGCGGACUGCAACAGUUAAAGCUGUUUCCCAAUCCCGGAUCUGGGUCUUGGAACGACAGAUGUUCCAGGGCAUCAUGAUGUCUACAGCACAGGCCAGGAAUGAGAAGUACUUCAGCUUCUUACGCAGUGUGUCCUUGCUGAAAGGACUACCAGAGGAGAAACUAGCCAAGAUUGUUGACUGUCUAGAAGUGGACUACUUUGACAAAGGAGACUACAUUAUCCGCGAAGGAGAGGAGGGAAAUACUUUUUUUAUUAUAGCAAAAGGAGAGGUUUCUGUCACGCAAACCGUGGAGGGAUUCCCUGAGCCACAGGAGAUAAAGACAUUGGGUGUGGGUGAUUACUUCGGAGAGAAGGCGCUUGUGAGUGAAGAUGUGCGCUCUGCCAACAUCAUCUGCAAGGAGAACGACACGGAGUGCCUGGUGCUGGACAGAGAUAACUUCAACCAGAUGGUGGGGACAUAUGAGGAGCUGCAGGCCUACCUGAGGGAAUAUGUGGAGCAACUCUCACUCAGUGAUGAGAGAAGGAACAUAGCACCCAGGUCACCAACAGCAGAUACCCCAGAGGAGAGGGAGCUAAUGAAAUUGCAGGAGAAGGCAGCCCACCUGCCGGACACCGGUCCAUUGCAACACCUACAGGUUGUGGCCACCCUGGGCGUGGGGGGCUUUGGCAGGGUGGAGCUGGUGAAACUCAAGGAUGAGGACACAGUAUUUGCCUUGAAGUGUAUCAAAAAGAAGCAUGUAGUGGACACGAGGCAGCAGGAGCAUGUCUACUCAGAGAAGAACAUCCUUCAGCAAGCUCACUCUCCUUUUAUUGUCAGGAUGUUCCGGACUUUUAAGGACGAGAAAUAUGUCUAUAUGCUGCUGGAGGUCUGCCUUGGAGGGGAACUGUGGAGCAUCCUGAGAGACAUGGGGUCUUUUGAUGAAUCCAUGGCUCGGUUCUGCAUAGGCUGUGUCCUAGAGGCCUUCGACUACCUGCAUCGACGGGGCAUCGUGUAUCGGGACUUGAAGCCAGAGAACCUCUUGCUGGACAGUAUGGGCUAUGUGAAAAUGACUGACUUUGGCUUUGCCAAGAAGAUUGGGCCAGGUAAGAAGACAUGGACAUUCUGUGGCACGCCAGAGUAUGUGGCCCCUGAGGUGAUCCUUAACAAGGGCCAUGACUUUGGAGCUGACUGCUGGUCGCUGGGCAUCCUGAUCUUUGAGCUGCUCACUGGCAGCCCGCCCUUUUCCGGCUCAGACCCCAUUAAAAUCUACACUAUGGUUCUCCACGGUAUUGAGAAAGUGGACUUUCCUAAGCGGAUUAGCAAAAGGCCAGAUGACCUCAUACGAAGUCUUUGCAGGCUGAACCCUGCGGAGAGACUUGGCAACAAGAAAAAUGGCAUCAUGGACAUCAAGAAGCAGAAGUGGUUCCAGGGGUUCAACUGGGAGGGGCUGAGGACCCGUAAACUGUCUUCACCACUGAAGAGAGAGCUCAGUGGGCCUCUGGACCACAGCCACUUUGAUAUCUUCCCCCCUGACAUGGAGGAGCCCCUGGAUGAGUUGUCAGGCUGGGAUAAAGACUUCUAA
Scleropages formosus (Asian bonytongue) is the source of this 2394-nucleotide messenger RNA. It is a transcript of the gene prkg2l, whose product is annotated as protein kinase cGMP-dependent 2, like. The transcript has 19 exons. The coding region runs from base 85 to 2394 and encodes 769 amino acids. The record is from RefSeq and is a predicted model, not a curated record. Gene Ontology annotation, molecular function: ATP binding; cGMP-dependent protein kinase activity. NCBI's taxonomy places the organism in Eukaryota, Metazoa, Chordata, Actinopteri, Osteoglossiformes, Osteoglossidae. Gene Ontology annotation, biological process: protein phosphorylation.